CUCGCCUUGGUUAAAGAUUAAUUGUAUGGUAAACAAAUAGUCGGGGUGAAGGAACUUUCACUCGUUAACAUAACUUGGAUCUCAAUUUUCUGCUUCACUACUAAGUCUACAGUUACGGGAGGUAGCUGGUGGUUCAUAAGUGAACGGAUCAGGGACUGAAUUCUCAAGAAGGCCAAGCCAGAAGAAAAGUCAUUCAAACCAUUAAAUAUUUGGUUAUAUUAUGGCACAUCUCCUGCGACAGUCUGCACGUACCAUAGUUAUAUUUCCAUAAAGGUAUCACUGAACUUCUCUCCUGAGCAUAUUGAACACCUUUCUACUCCUCCUAAUUCGACUCAGGCUUGUAAGAAUAUUUUGUAAUAACAUUGUGGUAAAGUUGUGUGAUGUUUAGAUAUUAUGUCCAGUGAUAGACAUUAUUCACAUGAUCUUGGAACAGCGAUAAACAUUUAGGUUAUUCGUAAUCAUUCACUUGGUUGUCUUUUCAGUAACAGGUGAGAUGUUCAGUGUAUUUCUCAGAUAAAGAUAAUCCACACAGGUCAUUUGUCAUUUUCUCUGAUGAUUGUUUAGGAUCUUGAAGAUACGGUAUUCUUAAGAUGGAUAUACCAGAACUUGUAGACGACCCAGAGGAUAGAGUAGACUGUGCAGAGUGUGACCAAUGUGGCAAGUUUAUUAGGAAGGGAAACCUAAGCAGACAUAAAUUAAGUCACACAGGUGAGAAAAAGUUUGAAUGUGGGGAAUGUGGGAAAAAGUUCAUGAGGAAGAACCACCUCAGCAUGCAUGAGGUUACUCACACCAAGGAGAAAAAGGCUAAAUGUGAUAUAUGUGGCAGACAGUUCACUAGGAAGAGCAGCCUUCAUGACCACUUACUGAUUCACACAGGUGAGAAAAAUUUUGAAUGUAUGGAAUGUGGGAAGCUGUUCACUCAGAAGAGCACCUUGAAAACCCACAUGCGUCUCCACACAGGAGAGAGACCAGAUAAUGAGAAUACAUACAAAUUUGAAUGUGAGGAAUGUGGGAAGAUGUUUACACGGCUCAGUUACCUCACUGUUCACAAGACUAUUCACACUGGCGAGAAGAAAUAUUCAUGUGUAAUAUGUGGGAAACCCUUUGCCCAUAGGAGUUCACUUAACUUGCAUUUGGUAAUUCACACAGGUGUUAAAAAGUACGAAUGCGAGGAAUGUGGGAAAAAGUUCAUCAGGAAGAGUCACCUUGAUUCCCACAAGCUGAGUCAUGCAGGAGUGGAAAAAUAUGAAUGUGAUAAAUGUGGGAAGAAGUUUGUAAGAAAGCAGUCCCUCAACAAUCAUAGUCUUAUUCACAUUGGUUGGAAAAGAUUUAAAUGUGAAGUGUGUGAGAAAAGGUUCCUUAGAAAGUGUGACCUUAAUUCCCAUCAACUAACUCACUCUGGUGAGAAAAAGUUUGAAUGUCAGGAAUGUGGCAAAAAAUUUGUUAGGAAGUAUAAUCUUAUCAGCCAUGGUGUUGUUCACACAGGCUUGAAAAGGUUUGGGUGUGAGGAUUGUGGGAAACGAUUUACCACAAAGAGCUACUUGUCUCGUCAUGUCCUACAGCACAUGGACCAAAAGGUGGAAGUUUUGUCUGCAUAUUGUAUGGGAAACUUUUCAUUUAAUGAAGUCUCCCAAGUCAACAAGUCUACUAUCAUUGUACAAAAAGAAUUGAACAUGACAAAGGUUUGUGCAAAAAUGGUUCCAAAAAUGCUGUCUGUGAGGCAGCUUUUAGCCAAUAAAAACAUCAUUGUGCUUGAGCACCCACCCUAUUUGUCAGACCUGGCUCCCUCCAACUUCUACCUCUUCCCAAAGAUGAAGUCCGUGCUCAAAGGAACCAAUUUUUUGUCGGUAGAAGAGGUGAAAGCAAAAACGAAGGAGCUCCUCAACAGCCUUACAGAACAUGAUCUGCGAAUUGCUUUGAACUGUGGCAGCGUCAUAUCCAGCUGUGUGUCAACUCAGAAAGGAAGUACUUUGAAGGCGAUCACAGUUGAUUUUCUUAAUUUGGGAGGCUGUGGUGCUGCGCGCUGUUACCAAGCCAAGAUGGCUGACAAUUUACACGACGAUGAUGGAUUGCACGACGUCAAGCCCAACUUUGGGUAUUGGUUUGACGUUGAAGAGGCCACGAGACAAGUUUCCCUUUAUGAGGAAAAAACUGGCACGAGAUUCGGUUUCCAGAGGGAGGACGCAAACUUCGGUACAGGCACUUUAAACAAUGAAGACUGUCGCAUACAGUGGGAAGAGAAUGAAAAAUACCAAGGAGAACGGUUAGUUUUUGAUGGUGUCCCAUUCGUUGUUUUGGGAACCAGACAUCUUGGUUGUCAAUAUGGUAUAAGAAAUGCAGUGAAGAAAGACAAAUACAUAGAAUGGAGAAAGGAGCAUGUUGGACACAACAGCCCACCCAGGAGAGGUAGCUGCCCUGCUAAAGUCAUCUUAAAGGAAGUCAUCAAAUUUCCUGAUUACAAAAUUGAUGCCAACACUAACUAUGAGAAGAAGAAGUGGUCUAAAGUGAUUCGGGAUGAUCUAGUGAUGGGGACGGCUCACCCUCAGCAAAGGAUUUACGUUGAACUUCCCGACAGUGAAGCACACGUUCACUCUGUCUUAUUAAAGAAAGUAAGUGAAGAUACUGUAAGCAGACCUAACCCACUUCACUGUUUGAUCUGCAAUGGGAAACUGUUAACAUCUGCCAGAUCUGCUGUUACUCUGUUUUCUGAAGAGGCACGAACAUCUCAUCGCCAGCUAGAGUUACAUUCUGUCCUGAGUGAUAUUAUUGACCAAGAACUAGAAGAAGAAAUGUUGCACUCCAGCAUUGUGUGCAGCAAGUGCUUUAACCUCAUAGAUGAUAUAGAUUCUCUUGAAGAACAAUUGGUUAAUAAGAAACAGAUGGUUGCUAACAGAUAUAAGAGAACAGUUGCUGAAAUCAACCAGAGUCCAGAAUCUCCAGCGAGUUUCAUGUUAGAUGAUGAUGACUUUGCAGAUGCCGCACCAUUUGGUAAAAGAAAGGGUCGAGGACGAGGUCGUGGAAGACCGCCAGGUCGUCCUCGUGGGAGAGGAAGAGGACGCCCUCGUGGACGACCAAAAGGAAGUGCUCCAAUAAAGUCACCAGAAAAGUGCAUAGUGAAAUUAGAAUUAGAACCAGCUGAUGAUAAUGGUCUCGAGAAUGUUACUUUCUUCUCAGCCUUGAAGUCCCCACCUUCUCUGAAGACUAUUAAGAAGGAGGAUAUUAUGAGUGACCUAGAAACCCCGGAUCACCAACAGAAAACUGAAAAUAUAGAGGAUACAGGAACAAAUGUAGAUGAUAUGAUUGAUGAGGUUAGUGGAGCGGACAUGCCACUAGUAGAUGGAGAUGUUGCCGUGGAAAUCCAGGGUGAUGUUUUGGAAGUUGUUGAGGAAGUGUUAGAAGAGGAGGUGAAGCAAGGGAAGAGAUUUUCUUGUUCAGAAUGUGAGAAGCAGUUUCUUACCAAAGCUGCUGUGAGAAACCACAUUAAAGUUCAUAAUCGUCUAGAUUCAUAUGACUGUGAGGAAUGUGAGAAAUCAUUUGCAACCAAAUAUCGUCUAAAAGCUCACUUGAAAACUCAUAUUGAUAGGGAUAGACCUCAUAAGUGUAGAGUUUGCAAUAAAUCCUUUUAUACACGUUAUCAUCUGAAUACGCACAUGAGAUCCCAUGAAGGAGUAAGAAAUUUUGUUUGUGAACUAUGUGGCAAGGCCUUGUCCACACAAAAGACCCUGGAGCUUCAUGCACUGACUCACACUGGUGAGAAGCCAUUCCAAUGUGAGAUCUGUGGUUCUACUUUUAGGCAGAGAAGUAACCUGCUCACGCAUAUCAAAGCAACACAUUAUCAAGAAAAGAAUUAUCAUUGUCAGAUGUGUCAAAAAUCUUUUGUAAGAAAGAGGCUUUUAGUUUAUCACAUGAAUAGUGUUCACACUGGCCAAAGGCCAUACAAGUGUGAACUGUGUAAUGCUAGCUUUGUGUACCCACAUUAUUACAAGAGGCAUUUACGAAAACACACUGGAAUCAAGCCACACAAAUGUAAUGUUUGUGGUAAGACUUUUGCUUCAAGGGAAAACCGUAAUGCUCACAUGUUCAUACACUCUGACAAAAAGCCAUACGAAUGCAAAAUCUGUGGGGCAGGUUUCAUGCGAAAGCCAUUGUGUGUGUCACAUUUGGCAAAUCAUGGCCACACUGAAAAUGCCGAGGACUAUAUACUUUUUAAUUCUCCGAGCCUACUAGUUGGUGGCCACGAAGAAUUGAUAGUAGCUGAAGAUGAGGAAGCAGCGCGUGCUGUUCAUGCAGUCAGGAUGGCUGAAGAAACCAGUGCACAAGAAACAAUAGUAGCAGAAUCAACACAGAUAAUGCGUGAUACAAAAGUAGUGAAGGUUAUGUCUAGACCUGUACAUAUUAUUGAGGCGGAUGACACUACUCGAUAUGUUAUUCAUUCAGGAGACCGUGUGAGGGAUGAAAACAUGGAGCACUUUUUUGCUGCUUUACAAGGUCAAGUUGUUGAGGUGCGUACAGAGGACUUCUAGUAUGUACAGUGUUUGUUUUCCUUUGAUUAAUUGUAUUGGUUUUAAACGCAGUGCACAUUAUUGCACGUCUUCUUUGUAUACAGUAAUCUUGGAGUAUUUUUGCAGGUGUAGCCAUCAUAACGCCCAUUUGUAUACAAACUCCUUAACUUUCUUUAUUUUACAUCAGCUCUUGCAGUAGUUUAACAUCUGCCUUUUGUCUUUCUCUCCAUAAAUCCACAACUCAUCAGUCCUGACAGCACACCAUCUCUUAUAUACAUUUCACUUAUUACAUACUUACAAGCCAUUUGUUGCUACAAUGCAGAAUAACCAAAAUCAUGAGGAACACAAACUCUCCCUUCAUAUACUGCAAGUCUGUCACUAACUCUGACUGCUACAACAUAUGUGCUUUGUUUUGAUGUUCUCCUUCCACAACAAGACUCCAAGACACCUAUUUCAAUGAUCCCUGUUGCUUUCUACAGCUCAGUAGCAUAUUUAUUCACUCCUAUCUUCAUUCAUUAUUUUCAUUACUGUAAUAUUGUUUCUGUUAUUUAAGACUUUACAGUAUCUCAGUAUUAAUUCAUAUCACUUGUUAAAUGUUAUUAAGUACUAAGUUUGUAUGUUCAUAAAAAAAUGUUGACUUAUCAUUUGUUGUAAAUUAAAUAAAGAU
This is a messenger RNA of Homarus americanus (American lobster), 5169 nucleotides long. Its product is annotated as zinc finger protein 91-like. The transcript has 13 exons. Gene Ontology annotation, molecular function: DNA-binding transcription factor activity. The record is from RefSeq and is a predicted model, not a curated record. The coding region runs from base 591 to 4523 and encodes 1310 amino acids. NCBI's taxonomy places the organism in Eukaryota, Metazoa, Arthropoda, Malacostraca, Decapoda, Nephropidae.